ACAAGUGGGCAGGCUGAAGUCUCAAAUCGUGAGAUCAAAAGGAUUUUGGAGAAGACUGUUAGCCCUAACGGGAAGGAUUGGUCCCUACGCUUGGAGGACGCUUUGUGGGCUUACAGAACUGCAUACAAAACCCCCAUUAGCAUGUCCCCAUAUCGGAUUGUGUAUGGCAAGCCUUGCCAUUUACCUGUGGAGUUAGAGCAUAAAGCCUGGUGGGCCGUGAAGCAGUUCAACAUGGAUCUUGAUGAAGCUGGGCUUCAUAGAACAUUGCAAUUGCAAGAGUUGGAAGAGAUAAGGAAUGACGCCUUUGAGAGUAAUCUUCGCUCUCAUUGGAUUGGGCCUUUCACUAUUACUAAUGUGUUCUCCCAUGGAGCUGUGCAAAUAAAGAGUGAACAGACUGGCAACGAGUUCAAAGUGAAUGGCCACCGCCUGAAGCCCUAUUAUGAAGCAUUUGUGGAGCAUGAAGUGGAGGAUGUAUCCCUCCAAAAUACCCCACAACCAGAGGAUUAA
Rosa chinensis is the source of this 507-nucleotide messenger RNA. RefSeq lists its product as uncharacterized. The record is from RefSeq and is a predicted model, not a curated record. Gene Ontology annotation, molecular function: nucleic acid binding. The transcript has 2 exons. The annotation marks the transcript as partial. Lineage: Eukaryota; Viridiplantae; Streptophyta; Magnoliopsida; Rosales; Rosaceae.